This is a messenger RNA of Lepus europaeus (European hare), 1822 nucleotides long. RefSeq names its product RALY heterogeneous nuclear ribonucleoprotein (gene RALY). Gene Ontology annotation, molecular function: RNA binding. Bases 509 to 1459 code for a protein of 316 amino acids. Lineage: Eukaryota; Metazoa; Chordata; Mammalia; Lagomorpha; Leporidae. The transcript is spliced from 12 exons. The record is from RefSeq and is a predicted model, not a curated record. Gene Ontology annotation, cellular component: nucleus.
GGGAGCGGCGCCCGUGGCGACCCCGGCGAGCGUGCUCAACCCCCUCUCGCCGCGGCCGAGGCCGCCGCCGCCCGCUCCCCCUCCCUUCCGCCCCCGAGUGCGGCGGCGCCGCCUCCUUCCGCGCCGCGCGGCUUCCUCCGGACCUCUCGGCGCGGGUGCGCCCUGUUCCCAGAGGCAACUGCUGUUCAUCUUGGUAACCCAAAGGAAGAAAUAGCUGGCUGAGCUCAGCCUUGUGACUGGAAAAAGUGAGCAGGUUCCUGGAGAGAUGACUUUCUAAAAACCAAGUGGACCUGGGAGGGCUCUCUGCUUCCCAGCAGCUCCAGGAUGCCAGCAUGGAGGAAGACACUCAGCAGAAGGGUGUUGCAUGAGUGAGAGGGGUAGGAACUAGAAUAAGGAAGAUAAAGCCCAGAGAGAUUCCAUGACUUGUUGAGGGUCCCAUGAUGAAAAAUGGAACCUGUGGCAUGGAUCCCCUACACUUCCACCUGUCCAGGAGUGCCAGGUGGCCACCAUGUCCUUGAAGAUCCAGACAAGCAAUGUAACCAACAAGAACGAUCCCAAGUCCAUCAACUCUCGGGUCUUCAUUGGAAACCUCAACACAGCUAUGGUGAAUAAGUCAGAUGUGGAGACCAUCUUUUCCAAGUACGGCCGUGUGGCCGGCUGUUCUGUGCACAAGGGCUAUGCCUUUGUCCAGUAUGCCAACGAGCGCCAUGCCCGGGCAGCUGUGCUGGGAGAGAACGGGCGGGUGCUGGCUGGACAGACCCUGGAUAUCAACAUGGCUGGAGAGCCCAAGCCCAACAGACCCAAGGGGCUAAAGAGAGCAGCGUCUGCCAUUUACAGUGGCUACAACUUUGACUAUGAUUACUACCGGGACGACUUCUACGACAGGCUCUUCGACUACCGGGGCCGCCUAUCGCCAGUGCCAGUGCCCAGGGCAGUCCCGGUGAAGCGACCCCGGGUCACAGUCCCUUUGGUCCGGCGUGUCAAAACUACCAUACCUGUGAAGCUCUUUGCUCGCUCCACAGCCAUCACCACCAGCUCAGUCAAGAUCAAGUUAAAGAGCAGUGAGCUACAGACCAUCAAGACAGAGUUGACGCAGAUCAAGUCCACUAUCGAUGCCCUGCUGGGCCGCUUGGAGCAGAUUGCUGAGGAGCAAAAGGCCAACCCAGGUGGCAAGAAGAAGGGCGGCGGCAGCGGCGGUGGCAGUGGCAGUGGCAGUGGCGGCGGUGGCAGUAGUAGUGGCGGCGGCGCUAGUAGUGGCGGCGGCAGUAGUAGUGGCGGCGGCGGCGGUGGCUGUAGCCGGCCACCAGCCCCCCAGGAGGACAUGACUGCUGAGGCAGGCACGCCCCAAGGAGGAGCCCAGGCUCACAACGAUGGCGAUGAGGAGGGACUGCUGACACACAGUGAGGAGGAGCUGGAGCACAGCCAGGACACAGAUGCAGAGCAAGGGGCCUUGCAGUAAGCAGUCUGAUGGAACAAUGGCUACCAGCAGAAAUAGGGCAUCGCUGGCCCAGGCCUCACGCCAGGCACCCGUCCCUGGAUGCCAACCCCAGCGGGUACCAGAGGAGAGCUGGGCAGGCACCUCCUACCCACACACACCCCAGCCAGUGCCACAUCCUCUGCAGGUGGAGUUCCUGGCCUACCCCUUCCCUGUGCACCCUCCUAUCUGCACUGCCCAGGCCAGAGGGUGGAGCACAGAAGUUUCCCCCGUACUCUGGCCCCCCUCCCCAGGACACUCCUAGGCAUGGGGGUUUUCUAUAGGUUUGGAGGUGGGGGGAGCCACAGGGAGGGGACUCUGACAAUAAAGAGACUGGAUCCCAACCUA